Papaver somniferum (opium poppy) is the source of this 1581-nucleotide messenger RNA. RefSeq names its product protein FAR1-RELATED SEQUENCE 5-like. Lineage: Eukaryota; Viridiplantae; Streptophyta; Magnoliopsida; Ranunculales; Papaveraceae. The record is from RefSeq and is a predicted model, not a curated record. Bases 1 to 1581 code for a protein of 526 amino acids. Gene Ontology annotation, biological process: regulation of DNA-templated transcription. The transcript has 3 exons.
AUGGGUCUUCAAGUGGAGAACCAUCCGUGGUUAGCGUUGAUAUACGUUGGAGUCAAUCAAGGGUCUAUCAUCUUAAUUAUAAUUGAUUCCCUAGAUAUUGUAUCUCCCUGUAAAUAUAAACAGAGAUUAACCAACAACUUCAACUAUAUUACUGAUAAUGAGGAUGUGGACGAGGACGAUGAGGAUUUUGAGUUUAGCGGCACUGACGAAGUUGAAGAAGCCGAGGAAGGUGAUGAUGAUGAAUGCAUAGAUAAUGAAAUACAUGCUGGUAAGAUUUUUGCCACCAUUCGUGAAAUAGAGUUAGCAUAUAAAAGAUAUGGAAAAAGAUUAGGAUUUGCAGUCAGGAAAAAAACCCAUCGCAAAAAUGGAGAAGGGUUUAUCAGAAGUGUGUCUUACUGUUGUAAUCGACAAGGAAAACCCAGUGUGAAUAGAAACCCUGCUAAACAAAACAAGACAAACAGGUGUGGGUGUAAAGCUGGAUUAACUGCACGUUUAAUCAAUGGUGAUAAAUGGGAGGUUUCGACCUUCCAUGCCCUGCACAAUCAUUUAGUUGUUAGUCCUAGCAAAAUCCGGAUGAUGCCUUGCUAUCGAGACGUUCCUCCAAAUGUUAAACACCGUCUCGAUGCUUACGACCAGUCAGGAAUUAAGAUGCAUAAAAGUUAUAUUUCAAUAGUUAAUGAUCACAGAGGAUACAAUAAUAUGACUUGUACAGAAAAGGAUUGUAGAAAUAUCAUAAAAGAGCUAAGAGCGUUGAGGCUGGGAGAAGGAGCUGCCACCGCUAUAAUAAGAUAUUUUAUGAACAAGGUAAGCCAAAAAUCAAACGAGCACUUAGAUUUUUAUUAUGCUGUUGAUGUGGAUGAAGAAAAACAUUUGAAGAAUGUGUUUUGGGCUGAUAGUUGGUGUAGAGAAGCGUAUAAGGAAUUUGGUGAUGUUGUUAGUUUUGAUACUACUUACUUGACCAAAAAAUAUAACAUGCCUUUUGCUCCUUUUGUCGGCGUGAAUCAUCACGGACAGUCUAUCUUACUUGGUUGUGGGUUGCUAUCAGAUGAACAAGAGGAAACUUUUGUAUGGUUAUUUAAUGAAUGGAUGAAAUGCAUGUCUGGGUGUCCUCCUCGAGCAAUCAUCACUGAUCAAGCUAAGGCAAUGCAAAAUGCGAUUAAAAUUGUUUUUCCUGCUGCCAGACAUAGAUGGUGUAUAUGGCACAUUAUGAGUAAAGUGCCAGAGAAGUUUGCCAUGUACUCCAAAAGGGAGAAAAUAAUAUCUACUCUGCAAGAAUUGAUAUAUGAUACACAAACUCCAGCUGAGUUUGAAACACGUUGGCAAAAGAUGUUGCAAAAGUAUUCCUUGGAGGCCAACAAAUGGUUAAGUGAUCUAUAUGAUGAUAAAGAAAGAUGGAUACCAUGUUUUGUGAACGACAUAUUUUGGGCUGGUAUGUCGUCGACCCAACGGAGUGAAGGCAUGAACGCUUUUUUCGGCGGUUUUCUCCAGCCGAAAACAUCUUUGAAACAAUUUGUUGAGCAGUUUGAACAAGCACUGAGAAAAGAAGUGGAAAAGAGUUGGUUGCAGAUGCCGAGUCAUUGA